AUGGCUAUGCUUGCCUCGAAGUCGCCAUUUCCGGCACCGCUUGGCAGCUCUUCCAACCAGUCGUCCUCCCAGUACGCAACGAACAUGUCGGGCUACAGAGUUCAGCACGCGACAGCGAGCUCCAACCAUGGCUAUUACACAAGUCCAACCGAGUCCGAGUUCUCGGAGAACUUCGACACCCCGGAUUCAGUGAGGAACUGGAACGAGGAGCGAGUAGCAGAAUGGCUCCGAAGCAUCAACUGCUCCCAAUAUAUUGAGCUUUUCAGGAAGAACAACAUCAACGGCGAGAACCUCAUGGAGAUGGAUCAGUCAGACCUGAAGGACAUGGGCGUUAAGAAAAUUGGCGACCGUGUGCGCAUUGGAACUCAGGCUAAGCUGUUCCGCAACCGCGAGUACAAAAGGACAUCAAAACGAAAUACCAAUAGGGAAUCGCUUUCCAUCCUCGACAAUCCUGCCUACACGCCGCCUUCCUCAGGAUCACCCAGACCGCUUCAUUCCGGAAGAUCGAUCCAGAGCUCGCAACUGGAGAAGAGGAUGUCCCGCCAGAUCACCGCUGCCGACUUAACGUACGCCGCUUCAUUACCGUUCGCUAGCUCGAAGCAUCCCUCGAGGCCAGGCUCACCACUCGUUGAUCAGGAGAGCAGAGGACUACGUGCACAGCGGUAUGGCGCGAUGAACAGUCCAAAGGAAGGGUUGAAGAAGGAGCAAGGCACGUCAUACUUUGGUCGAACUGGAGGCAGCACGCCAACGGAGACGCCCCAGACGGCGCGCUUCGGAAACCAAGCGCGAUCCACGGCAUCAGAAACUCCCCAGACAGCACGGUUCGGCCAGCACGUGCGGGCAAGCCCAAGCAUGGAUAGCACAGUGACAAACGGUGCGAUGCUGCCGGUAGACAAGGCGCUGAUACGAGUUAUCUUUCCUAGCGGCACCUCGUCCGUCGUUAGCGUCGAGGGCUGCAAGACCGCCGAAGACAUCGUACUCAAGACGCUGAGGAAAGGCGCGCUGAACGAGGCACAUGUCAAGAACUACUGCUUCUAUCUCUUGGAUGGCAUCGAGCCCGAUCCCUCGAAAUGCCGACGGCUCAACGAGGCUGAGCUGGUGCGUGUGUGUGCUGCAAGAGAUAGGAUGGACCGAAGCAGACUGAUCUUCCGGAAGAUUCACGCUGGUGAGCCUGAGGGUGAGCAGCUGAAGACGGCUGCGAGCAUUGCCAUGCAACAACAGCCACUGGUCAUGAUACCGGGCAGCAAAGGCAGUCAGUCCAAGGUCGAGAAAGUGCUUGGUCAGCCAUUGCCCGCAGUCAGCUAUCCACUGUCUCCUACGUCCGCCAGAGAACGAGAACGCCACAUCGCUUCUACUGCACAAGAGUUGGAAAGGUCUGACACAGUCGCUUCAACCACCAGUGCUCGUGCGAGGAGAAUAAAGGACUUCUACGGUGCCAGACCCCCAAGCGAGCUCAUCACCUCUGAUCUCACGGCCUACUUUCCCGAUGCGUCAAAGGAUGAGAUCGAUAAGACGAUCCGAAUGUCAGUCCGAAGGUCACGCAGAAUCAGCAAGGCGGCCAGCCGUCUCAGCAUGGCGAGCAACUUCAGUGUUGCAGCCAGCUUGAGGGAUGCACCACCGCUGCCGGCAAUCUCCGAUGCCUGGCUGAACGGUCCUCCCAGAACCGCUCGUCCUCUCUCUGUCUUGAGGCUCAACUCGGUACCGGCUUACCGGGAUUCUGUCGCUUCGUCGGUGCUGGAGCCGCUCGACGAGGAGUCACCGCUUGAGCCAAACCGCAAGUCCUAUGUCUCGUUUGGCGCGGAAAGCGGAUCGGACACCCUCGCCGUCACGGAUCCCGACGGCAACACCACUUUGCAGAGCUACUUCGACGACGGCGCGAGCAGUAGCGCUGGCGGCACCGAGAAUGGUGACUCGCUGAACAAGCGGCUCAGCCAAGCGCUCGCCGACGACGGCGAAGAGUACGACGAAGAGCUCAACGACUACCUCGAGAGCGACUCCUGGGAGAACGUCAAAUACAUGAAAGGCACGCUGAUCGGGCAAGGCUCCUUCGGCAGCGUCUACCUCGCGCUGCACGCCGUUACCGGCGAGCUCAUGGCCGUCAAGCAAGUUGAGAUGCCCUCCUCGUCCGGCACCGCGCUCGACACGCGCAAAAACACGAUGGUGGAGGCGCUGAAGCACGAGAUCGGACUCCUGCGCGACCUUAAGCAUCCGAACAUUGUGCAGUACCUCGGCUCCAACUCCGACGACACCCACCUCAACAUCUUCCUCGAGUACGUGCCCGGAGGCUCCGUGGCGACGAUGCUGGUGAACUACGGGCCCUUCCGUGAAGGCCUAAUCUCGAAUUUCGUCCGCCAGAUCCUGGCUGGCCUCGCCUAUCUUCACUCGAGAGACAUCAUCCACCGCGACAUCAAGGGCGCCAAUAUCCUCGUCGACAACAAAGGCGCGGUCAAGAUCUCGGACUUCGGCAUCUCCAAGCGCGUCGAGGCAUCCUCGCUGCUCCCCUCGUCCCGCUCUAAGGGCGGCCCCCGCGUCAGCCUGCAAGGCUCCGUCUUUUGGAUGGCGCCCGAGGUCGUCAAGCAGACGGCGUAUACCCGCAAAGCGGAUAUCUGGAGCUUGGGGUGCUUGAUCGUCGAGAUGAUGACGGGGAGCCAUCCGCACCCGAACUGCAGCCAGCUGCAGGCCAUCUUUAAGAUUGGCGGGAGCGGCGAUGCGAGGCCGGCUGUGCCGGAGAAGGCGGGCGCGGAGGCGAGGGAGUUUUUGAGGAGGACGUUCGAGAUUGAUCAUGAGAGACGGCCGACGGCUGAUGAGCUCUUGACGCUGCCGUUCUGUAAUGUUAAGGCGUGA
This is a messenger RNA of Coniosporium apollinis CBS 100218, 2844 nucleotides long. RefSeq names its product STE/STE11 protein kinase. The transcript is spliced from 4 exons. NCBI's taxonomy places the organism in Eukaryota, Fungi, Ascomycota, Dothideomycetes. Gene Ontology annotation, molecular function: protein kinase activity; ATP binding; protein binding. The coding region runs from base 1 to 2844 and encodes 947 amino acids. The record is from RefSeq and is a predicted model, not a curated record. Gene Ontology annotation, biological process: protein phosphorylation; signal transduction.